This is a messenger RNA of Batrachochytrium dendrobatidis JAM81, 573 nucleotides long. RefSeq lists its product as uncharacterized. The record is from RefSeq and is a predicted model, not a curated record. The coding region runs from base 1 to 573 and encodes 190 amino acids. The transcript has 2 exons. NCBI's taxonomy places the organism in Eukaryota, Fungi, Chytridiomycota, Chytridiomycetes, Rhizophydiales.
AUGCUAUUGACUACUGUUGCUCUUGUUAUUACUUCCUCUACCUAUGUGGCGUUUGCUCAAAUCCUUGGUAGUAGUUGUGGAGUUGGAUUGCCAGACUGUCUAUUGAUUCAAGCAUGCUCCGUUUUCCCUUCUGGGUUGAGUUUUUGUGCCUUACCACCAGUAGGACCAGGCCAAAUCUGUCUUAAUGUAGUUCCAGGCCCCGUUUGUGUUGCUGGCAAUUCAUGUGUUGGAGGAAUAUGUGUUGCUAGCACGGUACCACCACCUGCUCCGGUGCCAGCACCUGCAACUACCCUAACCAUUACAACUAGAACGACACUGACUGCACCUCCAACAACAUCUGUUGUACUGCCACCAGUCACUUCCAUAACCUCUAUAAGCCCUGUUCCUUCAGUAGUACCACCUGCUAGUCCUCCUUCAGCUUCUUCUCGCGUGGUUGCAGCUCCUCCUCCACCUGGUGCUGUUGCUGGUGCUGUUUCUGGCUCUGCCAAUGUUACUCAAAACGGGGACAUUGCUCUAACUGCUCCGAUAGUCGGAAUCUCGUUAGGUGCUUUGCUGAUGUCCUUGAUACUGUAA